This is a messenger RNA of Aureobasidium namibiae CBS 147.97, 1053 nucleotides long. RefSeq lists its product as uncharacterized. Lineage: Eukaryota; Fungi; Ascomycota; Dothideomycetes; Dothideales; Saccotheciaceae. Bases 1 to 1053 code for a protein of 350 amino acids. The record is from RefSeq and is a predicted model, not a curated record. Gene Ontology annotation, cellular component: SAGA complex. The transcript has 5 exons.
AUGUCGUCACGGAAUCGCCAGCCCAGAGCCAGUCUGAAUCAAGAUGCGGAUGAAGAGCGCAGAUUAUGGAAUAUGAUCAGAGAGGGAGCAAAGAAGAUUGAUAGUAUGGUGGCACGGUCAGCAGCCAUCGGAACAGAAAUCAUAGACGUGGAAAAGCAACAAGCUGCUCUGAUAGAAGCAGACGAACUCACAGACAUGACCCUCGACGACCGCCUCGAAUCACUGUAUCGCGAAAACGUAAAAAUCAGCGAAGAAGUCAGCCACAUCAUCGACGGCAACUCGGACGACAUGUCCCUCUUGGACAGCAUAAAAAUCCUUGCUGGCCUGCGUGAAGCAUCCGAAGAAUCGCUGCAACUGUCUCGUAGCCACAGUAACUCCAAAGGCGGCAGAAAUGCAAAUUUGAAACGAAAAGCGGGAAGUAUGGAUGUGGAUGAUGAGGUGGGUAGAGUGGAGAGUCCGAGACCGGGACCGAGACAGGGUGCAGAAAAGGAUAGAUUGGCGGUGAGCGAGGGAAAGAGUAGGGAGAGGAACAGAGAACGUAGUGUGACUAGCACCAGAGAAGUCAGUGUGAAACUCGAAGAUGGAGCCGAGAGCGUGGCAUCAACAAACGAACCACGCACCUCCCGCCUCCAACUCUCCCUCGGCGCUCACGUCUUCUACCGCAACAAAGGCCGCACCCAAGAAGGCGAAGGCAUACUCUGCCGUGUGACAAACGUCAUCGGCGAGGGUAAACAACGCCGUUACGAAAUUCAAGAUGCAGACCCUGACCCAGUGCCCGGUGGAGAGCUGCCUCCGCCUUAUCGAGCUAGUGUGGCACACUUGAUGCCUAUACCCACUGAGAAUAGAGGGUUGGCUGAUUUGAACAAAGGGAGGAAUGUUCUGGCGCAGUAUCCGGACACGACGACCUUCUACAAAGCAGAAGUCACCACAAACUGGAAAUCCAAAGACCUCUCCCUCGACCGCGGCGAUCACGUACGCCUGACUUUUGAGGGCGACGAGCAGAAAAUCAUGGAAGUGGAACGACGCUUCGUGCUUGCCGAAAAGGAAAAGUAG